AUGCCGAACGAGCGAGGCAAAGGCGCUCGGAAGGGCGGCCAGGAGAAGAGGCUCGACAAACGCGAGGUGCGGCGGCAAACGGCGCAGCGCCGGGUCGGCCUAGGCGAAGAUCACGAUGACCUCGCGUACAGCCCUCCUGUUGACAGAGCAGCGCCCAAGGUCGCUGAAGAGGCUGAAGUGUCCGAGGAUGUGGAAGAAGAGGAGGAGGAGGAAGACUCGGCGUCCGAAGAUCGAAUAUCCAAGCCUUCGGUGUCACGGAAGAAUGCUGCCGUGCACCACGAACGAGAAGAGGAAGAAGAAAUCAAGGAGAUCAAGCACGGGAUCCGGCAGCAGCUGUUGAGCUGGGCCAAGGAUCCGGGGAUGCCCUUGGAGGAGCAGAAACGCAUGGUGCGACAACUGUUGGCACAGUGGCAUCCCGACAAGAAUCGUCACAUUGGCCCCACUGCCACGGUGAUUUUUCAAUUCAUCCAGGAAGAGGUGGAACGGAUUGUUGCACAACUUUCGGCGGAAACGGACCUGGUGGCGAAGAAGGCGGCAGAGGCUGAAGCUCGGAAGGCGCAGCGCUCCGCGGAACGAUCGGCCAAGACCGCAGCGCUGGAGGCCGCUCGGCGAGAGAAGCGCGAGAAACGAGGAGAAGAAGCCGAGGGCCCAGUGAACGAGGUCAGCCAGGCACCCGUGGAGGUCACGGAGGGCACCUCGCAGGAGUGGUCCUUGGUGAUUGGCCACGGCCCGGCGACGACCAGCUUCUUAAGACCCUGGCCGAGGAGCCAUUUUUCCAUCACCAGCUUCCACCUUCCAGACCGAGGUGAGCAGAUCCUGAUCUUCGGUGGAGAGGCCUACGACGGACGAGAGCUGACCUUCUACUCAGAUCUCUAUCGCUUGGAGAUGGGCGCUGUGGAGGUGGAUACGCCUUUGCCCUGGGAGUGGCUCGGCAGACGGACAGAAAGCUUGCGGGAGCUUUUUGAAUAG
Molecule: messenger RNA, 969 nt
Organism: Durusdinium trenchii
Lineage: Eukaryota; Dinophyceae; Suessiales; Symbiodiniaceae
Source: the annotation of a GenBank genome assembly